GAAUUAAAGCCUUACAGUUAGUAGAUGAAUGCCUUUGCGAUGUUGAUGGAGGGCUGAAACAGCGGAACUUACACAACUGCGUCAAUAUGACAAUUUUGGCUGACCAUGGAAUGGACCAGACUUACUGUGACAAAGUUGAAUAUAUGACUGAUGUUUUCCCCAAAUAAAUUGUCUAUAUGUAUGAAGGACCUGCUCCUCGCAUCAGAACUCGUAAUAUACCUCAGGAUUUUUUUACCUUUAAUUCUGAAAAAAUGUUUAGGAACCUCAGUUGCCGGAAACCCAGUCAGCAUUUCAAGCCCUAUUUGACUCCUGAUUUGCCAAAACGACUGCACUAUGCCAACCAUGUCAGAAUCGACAAGGCUCAUCUCCUGGUGGAUCGGCAGUGGCUGGCUACAAGGAGUAAAUCAAGUUCCAGCUGUGGAGGAGGCAACCAUGGCUACAAUAAUGAGUUCAAGAGCAUGGAGGCUAUCUUCUUGGCCCAUGGACCCAGUUUUAAAGAAAAGACUGAAGUUGAACCAUUUGAAAAUAUUGAAGUCUAUAAUCUAAUGUGUGAUCUUCUACACAUUCAACCAGCACCGAACAAUGGUACCCAUGGCAGUCUGAACCAUCUUUUGAAGGUGCCUUUUUAUAAUCCAUCUCACACAGAGGAAGUGUCAGAGUCAUCUGUUUGUAACUUUACCAUCCCAGUGCCCGCAGACACCCUGGGCUGUUCAUGCACUGAGCUUGGAAACACUACUACCCAAGUAGAAGAUGUGAAUCAAAUGCUAAAUCUCACCCAGGAAGAAAUAACAGCAACAAAGGAAGUAAAUUUGCCAUUUGGGAAGCCCAGGGUAAUGCAGACAAACAUGGACCACUGUCUCCUCUACCAUAGGGAGUACAUCAGUGGGUUUGCUAACGUUAUAAGGAUGCCCAUGUGGAGCUCAUACACGGUCCCCAUGCCGGGAGACACAUCGCCUCUUCCUCCCACUGUCCCAGACUGUCUGCGGGCUGAUGUCAGGGUUGCUUCUUCUGAGAGCCAAAAAUGUUGGUUCUAUUCAGCAGACAAGAAUAUCACCCACGGUUUCCUCUAUCCUCCUGCAAACAAUAGAACUUCUAAUAGUCAGUAUGAUGCUUUAAUUACAAGUAAUUUGGUUCCAAUGUAUGAAGAAUUCAAAAAAAUGUGGGACUACUUCCACAGGGCUCUUCUUAUUAGACAUGCCGUGGAAAGAAAUGGAGUAAACGUAGUUAGUGGACCAAUAUUUGAUUAUAAUUAUGAUGGUCAUUUUGAUGCUCCAAAUGAAAUUAUAGAACAUGUAGAGAAUACUGAUGUUCCCAUCCCAACACACUACUGUGUGCUGACAAGUUGUAAAAACAAGAGCUACACACCCGACAACUGCCCUGGGUGGUUGGAUGUCCUCCCUUUCAUCAUCCCUCACCGACCUACCAACAUGGAAAGCUGUCCUGAUGGUAAAACAGAAGAUCUCUGGGUUGAAGAAAGAUUCAACGCCCAUAUAGCCCGCGUACGAGAUGUAGAACUUCUUACUGGUCUUGACUUUUAUCAGGAAAAAGUACAGCCUGUCUCUGAAAUUUUGCAAUUAAAGACCUAUUUACCCACAUUUGAAACCAUUAUUUAA
This is a messenger RNA of Castor canadensis (American beaver), 1613 nucleotides long. The record is from RefSeq and is a predicted model, not a curated record. NCBI's taxonomy places the organism in Eukaryota, Metazoa, Chordata, Mammalia, Rodentia, Castoridae.